AUGAAGAUUGCAUCGGCCAUCCUCGCCCUGGUGGUAGCUGUCCAGGCGCAUUACACCUUUCCUGCACUCGUGUCAGAUGGAUCUGCCUCUGGAAAGUGGGAAUUCGUCCGCAAGACGACAAACUACCAGUCCAACGGCCCAGUGACGGACGUGACGUCGUCGCAGAUCCGUUGCUAUCAGCUCGCGGCCGGAAAUGAGGGCGCUCAGACAAAGACGGUCGCCGCAGGCUCCACGGUUGGUUUCACCGCAGACGCCUCCGUCAGCCACCCUGGCACACUGCAAUUCUACAUGGCCAAGGUCCCGUCUGGGCAGACCGCGUCGGCCUGGGAUGGCGAUGGUGCCGUCUGGUUCAAAAUCUUCUCCCAGGGACCCAACAUCUCCCCCAGUGGAUUGACUUGGCCUAGUCAAGGUGCAGCGCAGGUCACAGCCAAAAUCCCCCAGUGCCUGGCCCCUGGCGAUUACCUCUUGCGCGUUGAACACAUUGCGCUCCAUAGUGCUAGUAGUGCCGGUGGUGCCCAGUUUUACAUUUCAUGCGCUCAACUCACAGUCACGGGAAGCGGAACAAAGUCCUUUUCCGGUGUCUCCUUUCCGGGUGCUUACAAGGCGACCGACCCCGGCAUUAUGCUCAACAUCUACUAUCCGGUACCAACAAGCUACACAGCUCCCGGGCCUGCAGUCGUCACUUGCUAG
Pestalotiopsis fici W106-1 is the source of this 690-nucleotide messenger RNA. RefSeq lists its product as uncharacterized. The transcript is spliced from 4 exons. The record is from RefSeq and is a predicted model, not a curated record. NCBI's taxonomy places the organism in Eukaryota, Fungi, Ascomycota, Sordariomycetes, Amphisphaeriales, Sporocadaceae. The coding region runs from base 1 to 690 and encodes 229 amino acids.